Auanema sp. JU1783 is the source of this 429-nucleotide messenger RNA. The record is from the annotation of a GenBank genome assembly. Lineage: Eukaryota; Metazoa; Nematoda; Chromadorea; Rhabditida; Rhabditidae.
AUGCUCAAAUUCGCUCUUCUUGCCUGCCUUGUUGCCCUCGCUCUCUGCCAAGCUCCACCAUUCCUUGAGAGAGCUCCAGCUGCUAAGCAGAAAGAAUUUGGUCAACUUCUUGAAGGCCUCGCCGCCAACACCGACGAUCAAGUUGACAGUGAAGUCAAAAAAUGGGUUGCUAAGCAAGACGCCAGCAUUCAGGCUGCAUUCGCUCAAUUCCAAAAGACCGUCGCCGACGAACAAGCCAAGGGAGAACAAGCUCACCAAGCCGCUCUCGCUAAAUUCUCUCCAGCAGCCAAAGACGCUGAUGCCAAGCUCUCCGCCAUUGCUAACAACAAAGGACUUACCGUUCAACAAAAGGGACAACAAAUUGACGCUCUUCUCACCUCUCUCCCAGCUAAUGUUCGACAAGAAAUCGAAGCCGCUAUGCAAGGAUAA